Molecule: messenger RNA, 990 nt
Organism: Spirodela intermedia
Lineage: Eukaryota; Viridiplantae; Streptophyta; Magnoliopsida; Alismatales; Araceae
Source: the annotation of a GenBank genome assembly
AUGGAGGUCGAGAAGAGGUUCGCGCUGCUGCUGGCGGCCCCGGACUCCGACUACGUGACGAAGAUGUACGGCGGCUACUUCGACGUCUUCGUGGAGGCCUUCGGCGAGGAAGGGGAGAUGUGGGACCUGUUCAGGGUGGUGGAAGGGGAGUUUCCAGACUCGGAGGAGCUCGCCAAGUACGACGGCUACGUGGUCAGCGGCAGCCCUGCUGACGCCUACGGGGAUGACCUCUGGAUACUUGGCCUCUGCUUCCUCCUCCAGACCCUCGAUGCCAUGAAGAAGAAGAUCCUAGGCGUCUGCUUCGGGCACCAGGUUUGGCCGCUCUGAAUUUCCUCUUCUGGUAUAUGUCAACGUCGUGAGCACGUCCAGGCUUUAACAUGGCGGACUCUCCAGUUACUUUGCCGUGCGCUGGGCGGGCGUGUCGGCAGGGCCUGCACCGGUUGGGACGUCGGCAUCAGGAAGCUGCGCAUGGCGGAGAGCUUGCCUCCACACAAGUACCUUGACGAACUUCGGGAGCUCCCUCCCAGCCCACACAUCAUUGAAUGCCAUCAAGACGAAGUAGUUAUCCCAAGAACUUUUCCCCUCCUGCGGCAGCAACCGAUGCAGAAACCCUAAAAGAUCUAAUGGACCUCGCAGGUUCUGGAGCUACCAGCUGGCGCCGAUGUGAUCGCCUUCUCGGAGAAGACUGCCGUGGAGAUGUUCUCCCUCGGGGAUCACAUACUGGGAAUUCAAGGGCACCCGGAAUACACCAAAGGCAUCUUGUACAACCUCGCCGACCGGCUCGCCGGCGGUGGCGCCAUCGACGUAAGGGUGACUCUCACUCAAAAUGUUGACUCUUAGACCUUCUUUUAGAUGAAAAUAACGUGCGUGCGGUGCAAUUCCAUCCUCCAGAGCAGAUUCGCGGAGGAGGCCAAGGCUAGCGUGGAGGCCACCGAACCAGAUAGGAAGUUCUGGGAGACGGUCUGCAGAGCCUUCCUCAAAGGAAGAUGA